CUCUCGGUCGGGAGGCUCCGCGGCCGGCCCCGCACUCAGCCCGCGAGCUCGCCCUUCCUCUCGCCGCGGAGAUGUCUGCCCAGGCCGAGGCCGGCUUCGUGAAGGAGGCUUCCCGGCAGAUCGCGGCCGGGGGUUCCGCAGGUCUUGUAGAAAUUUGCCUGAUGCACCCCCUCGAUGUGGUGAAAACCAGGUUCCAGAUUCAGAGAUGUUCAACUGAUCCAAACAGUUACAAAAGCUUAGGAGACAGCUUUCGAACAAUUUUCCGAACAGAAGGGUUGUUUGGUUUUUACAAGGGAAUUCUACCACCCAUAUUGGCUGAAACACCAAAAAGAGCAGUGAAGUUUUUCACCUUUGAGCAAUAUAAGAAAUUGCUAGGAUAUGUGUCACUGUCGCCAGCAUUGACAUUUGCCAUUGCUGGACUGGGGUCUGGACUAACAGAAGCCAUCGUGGUUAAUCCUUUUGAGGUAGUAAAAGUUGGCUUGCAAGCUAAUCGGAACACAUUUACAGAGCAGCCAUCCACUAUGAGCUACGCAAAACACAUCAUUAAGAAGGAAGGUUUGGGACUCCAGGGCCUCAACAAAGGAUUUACAGCAACUUUGGGACGUCAUGGAGUUUUCAACAUGGUUUAUUUUGGCUUCUACUAUAAUGUCAAAAACAUGAUUCCUGUCAAUAAGGAUCCAACCUUGGAGUUUUUGCGAAAAUUUGGGAUUGGUCUUCUCUCAGGAACAAUAGCCUCAGUCAUUAACAUCCCUUUUGAUGUUGCCAAAAGUAGGAUUCAAGGGCCUCAGCCAGUUCCUGGAGAGAUCAAGUACAGAACCUGUUUUAAAACAAUGGCCACAGUCUAUCAGGAAGAAGGGAUUUUAGCUUUGUACAAAGGCCUGCUUCCCAAGAUUAUGAGGCUUGGACCAGGUGGUGCAGUGAUGCUGCUGGUUUAUGAAUAUACCUAUUCAUGGCUUCAGGAGAACUGGUGAUUGCCUAUGACGUGUUUUUACCCCUGGAGAUAAUGGAUAUUUGCUCUACAGCACCUUGAAACUAUCCAUCAGCUAAUCGGAUACAGUUAUAAAUUAUAAUUUAUGUACAAUUAUAAAGGGGGAAACAAUCUAAGAUCAGAACCUAUUUUGAUACUUCAAAAAUUAUCUCUAGACAAUUUGAGACUAUAGUUAUGGCCAUAUUCAUAAAAUUGUAAGAAUAAAAAUAAUAUGAAGCAAUUAGGUAUGCAAACUGGAUAUAGAAAAAGAGUGUAGAAGUCAGAAAUAUUUCAUAAAAGCAAUAUAAGUUUUGUGACCUAUGUUUUAUUUACAUUGGUUCACAAUGAAAAUCUAUUGUAUUGAUAAUUAUUUUUCCCCAAGAGGCCAACAAAUGCUUAAAGUAAAAAAAAAAAAAAAG
This is a messenger RNA of Myotis lucifugus (little brown bat), 1386 nucleotides long. RefSeq names its product solute carrier family 25 member 21 (gene SLC25A21). The record is from RefSeq and is a predicted model, not a curated record. Bases 72 to 971 code for a protein of 299 amino acids. Gene Ontology annotation, biological process: transmembrane transport. NCBI's taxonomy places the organism in Eukaryota, Metazoa, Chordata, Mammalia, Chiroptera, Vespertilionidae. The transcript is spliced from 10 exons.